Suncus etruscus (white-toothed pygmy shrew) is the source of this 2068-nucleotide messenger RNA. It is a transcript of the gene CERS2, whose product is annotated as ceramide synthase 2. Lineage: Eukaryota; Metazoa; Chordata; Mammalia; Eulipotyphla; Soricidae. The record is from RefSeq and is a predicted model, not a curated record. Gene Ontology annotation, biological process: ceramide biosynthetic process. Gene Ontology annotation, molecular function: sphingosine N-acyltransferase activity; DNA binding. Gene Ontology annotation, cellular component: membrane.
GUGACUGAUUAGCUAGUCUCCUGCGGGUUGCUGCUUUACUCCUGGAUUUUCCUUGGGAACUGAUGCCAUGGUUCUCCACAGCAACCUGGGCUGUGCAGAGGGAUGGAAAGGAUGCUCCAGACCUUGUACGAUUAUUUCUGGUGGGAGCGGCUGUGGCUGCCCGUGAACCUGACGUGGGCCGACUUGGAAGACCGAGAUGGCCGCGUCUACGCCAAAGCCUCAGACCUCUACGUCAUCCUGCCCCUGGCCUUGCUCUUCCUCAUCGUUCGCUAUUUCUUCGAGCUAUACGUGGCCACGCCACUGGCUGCCCUCCUGAACGUGAAGGAGAAGACCCGGCUUCGGGCCUCUCCCAACCCCACCUUGGAGCACUUCUACCUGAGCAUCGGCAAACAGCCUAAGCAGGCCGAGGUGGAGCUCCUGGCCCGGCAGACCGGGCUCUCUGGCCGCCAGGUAGAGCGCUGGUUCCGCCGCCGUCGCAACCAGGACCGGCCCAGUCUCCUGAAGAAGUUCCGAGAAGCCAGUUGGAGGUUCACAUUCUACCUGGUUGCUUUCAUCGCUGGCCUGGCUGUCAUCAUGGACAAACCAUGGUUUUACGACCUGAGGAAAGUCUGGGAGGGCUAUCCCAUACAGAGUACCAUCCCUUCCCAGUAUUGGUAUUACAUGCUCGAACUUUCCUUCUAUUGGUCCCUCCUCUUCAGCAUUGCUUCCGAUGUCAAGAGAAAGGAUUUUAAAGAACAGGUCAUCCAUCACGUGGCCACCAUCAUCCUCAUCAGCUUCUCCUGGUUUGCCAACUACAUCCGUGCAGGGACUCUCAUCAUGGCUCUGCACGACUCCUCCGACUACCUGCUUGAGUCAGCCAAGAUGUUUAAUUACGCGGGAUGGAAGAACACCUGCAACAACAUCUUCAUCGUCUUUGCUGUUGUCUUCAUCAUCACUCGCCUGGUCAUCUUGCCCUUCUGGAUCAUGCACUGCCACCUUGAUUUACCCCUUACCCUCUAUCCCGCCUUCUUUGGUUAUUAUUUCUUCAAUGCCAUGUUGGGAGUGCUACAGCUGCUGCAUAUCUUCUGGGCCUACCUCAUUCUGCGCAUGGCCCACAAGUUCAUAACUGGAAAGCUGGUAGAAGACGAACGCAGUGACCGCGAGGAGACAGAGAGUUCGGAGGGGGAGGAGCCUGUGGCCGGGGGGAAGGCGAAGAACUGGCCCCUCGCCAACGGCCACCCCGUCCUGCACAACAACCACCACAAGAAGGACUGAACCCAUCUUCCGGAGGGAAGGAGAAAGCUGAAGAUUCCAGGACCGAUUGAGUUCUUGGGGCCCCAGCCCUGCCUCUUUGUCACCUAGUUGCCUUUAAGCCAAAUGGUAGCCACCCUGUCCCUGGGCAGAGGAGAGGCUGGCUACAUCCUGCCACAGGGCGGAGGCCUUGCUGGCCUCUCUCCACCCACUUGUCCUCUAUUGCUUUAAGUCUCCCCUGCUCCUGAGGUGAGCUUACAACUGACAUUCCUUAUUCGAAAUUGGCCCAAGCUGUCUGCCUUCAACUCCCCGACUGACUCCAGAGCCAGGAUCAAGCCUUACUGUCCCACCCGGGGCCCCAUUCUGCCAAAGCUGGACCAAGGCUCACUUCUCUGAGGAGCCCGAAGCUGAGUCGAUGCUUCGAUGCUAACGAACCAAGGGUAGGAGGGCACGCACGACUGGCCCUGCCCUACCUCUGCCAAACAGUGGGACCUUCGCGGGGACUGUUCAUCAGGCCCCCUUCUCUGCCAGCACCCCUGGAACCACGGGCCCAGUAACCCACUGCCUCUUCCUUUGACCACUUCCCCUAGGCUAGCUAGUUUGGAGUAGAGAGGCAACUAGUUUUAUUUAUUUAAACGUUCGGGGGUUGGGUUUUAAAGCCGGAAUGACAACUAGCACCUGGCAUUCGGUAGAGGGACCACUUUAGACCAAAACGUAUUGUCGACGUUUUUAAAAAAAAUUAAAAUAUAUUAAAGAUCCAAGAAAAAUACGGCAAUAAGUGUCCGAAACUCUUAGGAACUGAAAAGGAAGAUGAACUAAUAAACUGAGUCUUCCUCAC